CGAGGAAACUUUAAAGCGGACUUCCCAGUUCACAACCGUCGGAUUUAUGAGUCCAUACCGAGUGAUGCUGUGAGGGGGCAAAAGCAGCGCAAAGUUCCCGCGGGUGCAACAACGAGACGUUAGCGGGAAGAUGAGCUCCAGUUGAUGAGUCAGCGGUAUCCCACUAGAGCUUCCCCGUUCUCCUGUUUGUUGAAGUGUGCCUGUCAAUUCAACCAUGGCUCGCGGCUGCAUCUGCUGUGUGAAAUACAUGCUCUUCCUCUUCAACUUGCUCUUCUGGCUGGGUGGCUGUGGAUUGCUGGGUGUCGGCGUGUGGCUGUCGGUCUCUCAGGGCAGCUUCGCCACCCUGUCGCCCUCCUUCCCGUCGCUCUCCGCCGCCAACCUCAUCAUCACCCUCGGCACCGUUGUCAUGGUGACGGGCUUCCUGGGUUGCCUGGGCGCCAUCAAGGAGAACAAGUGCCUGCUGCUGAGCUUCUUCAUCGUUCUGUUGAUCAUCCUCCUGGCCGAGCUCAUCCUCCUCAUCCUGUUUUUCGUCUACACCGACAGGGUGAGCGAGAACGCCAGACGGGACCUGAAGGAAGGGUUGGUGCUGUACAACACCGAUAACAACGCUGGCCUGAGGGAUGCAUGGAACACCAUACAGGGAGAGUGGAAGUGUUGUGGAGUGAUGAACCACAAUGACUGGUACGCCGCCCUGCAUGACGACGCGGUUCCCGACCGCUGCUGCCAGCAGGUUUACCCAGGCUGCGGGCGUAACGCCUCCAGUGCCUUCUGGACACGGGGUUGCUAUGAGAAGGUAGAGGAGUGGCUGGAUGACAACAAACACCUCCUGGGGACCAUCGCCAUGUGCGUGCUGGUCAUACAGCUCCUCGGUAUGGCUUUCUCUAUGACGCUCUACCAGCAGAUCCACCGAGCAGGGAAGAAGUACGAAGCCUGAUGGCAGAGGUGUGGUCAUUUCAGACGGUUUAAUGUUGGGUACAUAAAGUAUAUCACCUCCGUCAUGCCCGUCACCCUCACCCUCUGUUUAUAGUCAAAAUAAGCCAGUUAUCUUGUGUGCCACUACAGCCUUUUAUCUCGCUUUUUUUAUUUUUCCAUCAGUUAUUGUUGUGAAUAGCAUCGAAACUAGUUUUUCUUAUGGUUAGAUUUUUUUUUUUUAAUCGCACUAUAAUGAGUGUUUUUUAUGUAAAAUACCUGAUUUUUACUGAGGAUUGGUCUCUGACGAUCAUAACCCCGAGAAAAGAGACUGACAAAGAAGAAGCGGUGAUGAGGCAAUUUUUUUUUUUUUUUUUUUGGUUUUUUAAGUGAUACCUGUGGAAUAAUAUAAUUUUAUGAUCUAUUUAGAUAAAACGAGCAUCGUGUACUAACAUGCUUAAUAAAAGCGGAAAGCACUCUUCACAAAUGCGGUAAUG
Xiphias gladius (swordfish) is the source of this 1406-nucleotide messenger RNA. Its product is annotated as tetraspanin-9. Gene Ontology annotation, cellular component: membrane. The record is from RefSeq and is a predicted model, not a curated record. The transcript is spliced from 9 exons. NCBI's taxonomy places the organism in Eukaryota, Metazoa, Chordata, Actinopteri, Istiophoriformes, Xiphiidae. Bases 215 to 934 code for a protein of 239 amino acids.